CUUUCAAGAUCACUGUUUGCUGCCCCGAUCGCAACCAGCCAUUUUCAAUCCCGUUCCGGCCUUUGACCCUUUGACGUACGGUGGACGGCAUAAUUUGCCCGAAACAAGAGCGUAAUGCCGGACCUUUCAUCAUUAUCGCCGGCCGAAUUGCAGCAGUUCCUCGACGGGCCGGCCCUCACGCCGCCGGACGGUGUCAUACCUAACUUUGAUAACCGGGAUAAUAAGGAUUAUAUCUCUCAAGCAGUAUUGCCGUUAUGUCUAGUGUUGACGACGAUAGCGGUCUUUCUCCGGGUCUGGGCCAGGAUAUUUUGCAUAAAGAAGAUUGAAUUGCCUGACGUAUUAAUGACAAUUGCGUAUGGUUGUUAUAUAACAAAUAUAGUCUUUGGAUACCGCUUAACAGAGAAUCCGGGGGUUUUCGUUCACACAUGGGACAUUCGUGUGAAGGAUAUGUCGAGCGUCCUGUAUCCCUUAUUCCUCAGCGCUAGUUUCUACAUCGGCGUCGUGUUGACCAUCAAGGCGGCGAUUCUCCUCGAGUGGGCCCGAAUAUUCAUUCCGUACGGGGUACGGAACCGUUUCUUUUGGUGCGUCUAUGCUGUGCUGGGCGCCAACACCAUAUUCUACAUCAUAGUGCUCUUUCUCAUGAACUUCGCCUGCACGCCGGUUCAGAAAAACUGGGACCCCUUAUUCGUUGGCGGAUCUUGUCCGAUCAAUACGCAGGCCGUUAACAUCGCAUCGGCCGUACUGAAUCUCUGCUCCGACAUAUUCAUCCUGCUCCUGCCACAGCGCAUUAUCUGGGGUCUGAAGAUGUCGACAAAGACGAAGACUGGUGUAUCCAUUAUAUUUGCCUUCGGUAUCAUAUGCAUUAUCGCAGCAGGCUUCCGUCUCGGCGCAGAAAUUGACUACACCAAAUCAGAGGAUGUCAUCUACAAUAUUUCGCCCGUCUUACUAUGGGCGUUAGCCGAAAUGACGUGCAUGUUCCUUGUCUUCGGUGUCCCAAGCGGCUCCAAGAUCAUGUCCGACCUACGCAUACCGAGCAAGCUCGCCUCAUCACUACGAUCCCUAGGAGGCAGAUUCCAAAGGAAUUCCUCGUCGCGCGGAAGCGGCAGUGGUGCUGCGUCGUGGCCGCGCUCGAGCAUGAUCAUGAACAACUCUCACGCGGACUCGUCACGGACGUACUACCGCAAGCUCGAGAACGGGCACGGCGGCAUGCAACUUACGACCAUCGACUCGACGCAGGGCCAGCCGCCGAGCGAGUCCACGGAAUACCUCAAGGACCAGACGAACAUGUUGCCCGCCGAACCCGAGGCCGGCAUGAUAAUACGGACGACGCACUUUGUGACGCGCGAGGACUACGGCGGGUACGAGCACAACCUCGCCGUAGGCGACGGCUACGAUCGCCAACAUCCGUGGGCGAAGGAGCGGGUUUAGGGAUCUGAUCUGUCCCAAUCUUGUAGAGUACCUUGUUUACGAGCUUGGAUUUAUGAUUUUGGGUAUUUUCAUCUUCUCGUCACUGGCUCCCAGUGGGGAUCGGACUCGGUAAGGGAUC
Messenger RNA from Annulohypoxylon truncatum, 1546 nucleotides. RefSeq lists its product as uncharacterized. Bases 115 to 1428 code for a protein of 437 amino acids. The record is from RefSeq and is a predicted model, not a curated record. NCBI's taxonomy places the organism in Eukaryota, Fungi, Ascomycota, Sordariomycetes, Xylariales, Hypoxylaceae. The transcript is spliced from 3 exons.